This is a messenger RNA of Suillus bovinus, 1464 nucleotides long. Its product is annotated as MFS general substrate transporter. The coding region runs from base 1 to 1464 and encodes 487 amino acids. Gene Ontology annotation, molecular function: transmembrane transporter activity. The transcript has 7 exons. The record is from RefSeq and is a predicted model, not a curated record. NCBI's taxonomy places the organism in Eukaryota, Fungi, Basidiomycota, Agaricomycetes, Boletales, Suillaceae. Gene Ontology annotation, biological process: transmembrane transport.
AUGGACACUUCUGGUUCUCGUUUAUCAAACGGCGAGAUCAUCGUGACGCCUCUUCAGGUUGUCCAUGCAAUGGCCUCGAGAAAGCCUGCAACGCCCCUUCCACGACUUCAGAUAGGCGUACUUAUGAUGUUGGAACUGGCAGAAUCUAUAGCUUUAACAUCCAUAUACCCGUAUAUCAAUCAGUUUAUCAGAGAACUUGAUAUCACUGGAGGUGACGAUGCGGCUGUAGGAUACUAUGUUGGAUUAAUUGAUUCUCUAUUUUACCUCGCCCAGGCGCCGACAUUAUUGAUCUGGAGUCAGUUGUCCGACCGCGUUGGACGCAAGCCAGUGCUAUUAAUAGGACUAACAGGAGCUUGCAUUUCGAUGAUAUGUUUAGGCCUUUCGACAACCUUCUGGAGCCUAGUUAUCAGCCGCUGCAUGUGGGGUGUAUUAAAUGGGAACAUUGGAGUCAUGAAGACUGUGAUGGGUGAAUUGACGAAUUCUACAAACAUCGCUCACGGAUUUGCCUUGCUUCCAAUGAUCUGGUCCAUUGGAAACUGUGCUGGCCCUUUGAUAGGGGGAAUGCUCGCGCGGCCACAGGAUCACUGGCCUAGCCUAUUUCUUAAUUCGUUUUGGGGAAAAUACCCGUACUUUCUUCCUUGUGUAGUUUCUGCUUCUCUGCUCCUCUUGACCUUUUUCAUGGUUUUAUGCUUCUUGAAAGAAACAUUAUCGACCAAGUGCAGACCCAGGUCGACAUCAACAAUGCCCGGUGUUUCUCGUGGUGUCGAUGAUCAGGAAGCCUUUGUGCUACAAUCCACGCCAAAUACGCCCUUGUGGUCUCUGCUCACACCAGCCAUUAUUAUUCCGAUCGCAAACUACACCGUGUUGGCCUUUCUUGACAUGUCUUUGAGGUCUCUCAUACCGCUGUUCCUUUCCACACCCACUCACCUUGGCGGCAUGGGUCUUCCUCCCUCUUCUAUUGGUUUGUGGCUGGCGUUCUGUGGGAUCGUGGAUGGACUCUGUCAAGUAUUGUUCUUGGCUAAAGUUGUUGAUCGGGUUGGUCCCAAGCGUCUAUUCUGUGUAUCCGUGUCGUGCUUCACACCGCUUAUGGUCUUGUUCCCGAUAAUGUCGUGGCUAGUACACACAAGGGGGAUGGUUGAUCAUGCAGUUAUGUAUGCCUUGCUUUGCCAGCUGAUUCUGAUAGUAACGUGGGAUAUGGCAUUUGCUGCUGCUUUGAUGUUUGUCACAACUUCUGCCCCUGCGAAGAAUGUUCUUGGAUCUGUCAAUGGUCUCUGUCAAAGCUCCGGAUCGAUAGCUCGUGCCCUUGCGCCUGCCUUAACCACAUCUCUCUUCGCAUUUUCAAAGGAACACAAUAUUCUCAAUGGAAAUGCAGUAUAUGUCUUCUUAAUCAUAAUGUCUGGUACCCUGAGGUGGCUGGGCUCGCAGCUGCCAGAUGAAAUACAAGACCGGGACAGGGAUGAGUGA